Guillardia theta CCMP2712 is the source of this 2334-nucleotide messenger RNA. RefSeq lists its product as hypothetical. The transcript has 11 exons. The record is from RefSeq and is a predicted model, not a curated record. The coding region runs from base 1 to 2334 and encodes 777 amino acids. NCBI's taxonomy places the organism in Eukaryota, Cryptophyceae, Pyrenomonadales, Geminigeraceae. Gene Ontology annotation, molecular function: calcium ion binding.
AUGGCAGUCAAGUUGCCGGAGCUGCGGCUUCUGGAGGAGAGGAGGGAGGGGAGGGGAGGGGAGGGGAUGAGAGGCGGCCUGAUGAGAGGAGGGGAUGGCGAUGGGAGCGCAUGGAAGAGCAAGAAGGAACUAGUCUUGCUGGAGGAGCUGAAGCAGCUCCGGUUGCUCAUGCUGAAGGAGAAGGAAAGGAGUCUGAAGAAACUUCAGUCCAGCCCAGAGCCAGCUGAAGAGGAGCGGCUGAAGAGGAGCAGAGAGCGGUCCAAGCAGCUUCUCAGCUUGUCACAGACCAAGAAGUCAAGAUCCCUCAAGUCAAUCGAGGUGACUCGCCUUAACGAGCUCAAGAAGGUCCUGCAAAGCUCGCCUCCGGCCGAAGUCUGCCAGGGGGAGAUGGAGCUGCCGCGGUUCAAGAGCGUCGUGCGCAUGAAAUUUCGACCGAGCAUGGGCAUCGAGGCGUUCACGGAGGAGGAGCUCGAGCUUGUGUUCAGAGUCAUGGACUUCAGCGACAAGGGACGAGUCAACAGCGUCGACCUGCGGCGCUUUCUGAGUCAGAACAUGGAGGGAUUAGGCAGUAUCAACAUCUCCGAGCUCCACAACCUCCGCAAGAUCAUCGGGCCCGGGAACCCUCACGGAAGGAUCAGGGCCCGGGCACUGGGGUACCUCACGAGGUUCCGGAGGAGGAGGAUGCAACCUGCAUUGACCUCGCUUCUCCUCUUCUCGACAAAGGUCGGGCAUGUGGGCUUCGCAAAGCUGCUGGUCUUGUUCGGGUUCGACCUGGUGGAGUCGACAAUGAGCCUGGGGCACCUGCUUGAAAUGCUCAAGUUUGUUGGUUACAAGGUAUCUGGUGAACGAGCACUCUACCGCUCCUCCUCCCCCUCCUCCUCCUCUGCCCACCAUAGGAAAGAUCUUCCUCCUCCAGCCAUUUCUACGCUCACAUCCUCUGAAGGAUCGCUGGUGAUCAACUUGAGAAACUCUGCCAGCUCGCAGCUGAAGAUCAAGGACAAGAAUUCGGAGGCGGAGGAAGGAAGGAUGCUGGAUAUGGAUGAGUUCAAGCUUGUUUGGUCGCAUCUGGCAGCAGUGGACCCUCGAGACGUGGACGUGAACACUUCAGUUUCCCUCCGAAAAGUCUUCUUCUUCCUCUUCAGGGCCAGGAUCAUUCCCAGCUUCCUCCUUGCCCAGCAGGAGUCGUUCGAGUUGAGCUCGACCCUGCACACUGUCCCUGCCAACAAGGAGGAGGAGAUGAGAGGAGGGAGGAGUCUGAAGAUAUUCGAGGAGCUUGAAGGGGGAGAUCAUGGGAAGAGAUGGAGCCAGAUUCUCGCCAAGGUCAGCAUUAUCCAUAUCGACGCUUGCAAGCGCAACUACGUGGAGGAGAGCGAGGGAGGAAGGAGGCUUGCUCGAGUUUUCAAGUAUCUGGUCCGUCAGAACCGAGACGGAUUGUUGAGCAGGCUGGUCCCUUCCAGAGAGCAGGAGGAGAGGAGAAGAGGGUCGGACUCUGACGACUUUGACUUUCUCGCUGAAAGCACGACGAUGUUGAGAUACAAGCACAUCUCUCGUUCCGAUGCUUCUCACGCCUUCCGCUUUGCACGGAGGUUCAACCAGACCUCAAAGCUCGCAGGUCACCUAGACUGCAUGGGGUUUAUCUUCUCAGUCUUCAUCCUCUCGCACCUGCUGGGGGUAAAAUUGACCGAGAGCAAGGAGCUGAGCAACAAGCUACUUGCCCAGCUGGAGGGGUGUGAUAAGUUUGACGUCAUGCGGGAGGAGGAGCUGCAAAGCUCCUGCUUUAAGAUGGCGAGGAAGCAGCAGUGGAAUGAGUUGUGGGAUCUGCUGCACGAGACGGACAGGCAAGGGAAGCUCAAGAGAUCUGCUCGGGAGGUCCUCUGGUUCGCCAGGGACGAGACGUCGCAGACGCUGCUGCACUUGGCCUGCCUGCAGGGGCAGCCCUCGGCAAUCCGCAAACUAAUUGAGCUCGGUCCGUUUCAUGGAAACCCGUUCAGCUCGGGUGUUUGUGGGGUGACCAGCUGGGCAGGAUUCGAUCCGCUGGUGAGGGACAGCAACGAAGUCUCCCCACUUCACUGCUGCGCGUGGGAAGGGAACCAGGAGGGGAUGGAGGUCGUGCUGGAGGCGAUCAGCGAAGGAGCAGGAGCAGGGGCAGGGGCGGGAUUAAGAGCAGGAGCAGGAGCAGGAGCAGGAGCAGGAGCAGGAGCAGGAGCAGGAGCAGGAGCAGGAGCAGGAGCAGGAGCAGGAGCAGGAGCAGGAGCAGGAGCAGGAGCAGGGAUAGUGAGAAAGGGCAGCAGGAAGAGAAAACGUGGGAAGGGGAAGGGGUCGAGGGGGUUUUGA